AUGGCCGCCAAAUAUGCCUUCACGGCCAUCGCACAGGUCCGCCCCUUCUCCGAGAAGGAAAAGCUAGCGGGAAAACGUUGUGUGAUCAGCAUGGCCGCCAACCAAACCAAGAUCUUGGACCCGGCCUUCUUUGAUUCAGAAGACGGUUCCUCCAGCCCGGGCGACCGCAGCAUGUGGGAGCGGACGUUCAAUUUUGACCACAGCUUCUGGAGCCACACUUCUGCGGGGCGGGGCUUGGGCGGGGGGCGUUUCUCCAGCCAGGCGGACGUGCAUCAAGCGCUAGGGAUAUUUUUAUUAGACAACGCCUGUCGAGGAUUCAACUGCUCCCUUUUCGCCUACGGACAAACCGGUUCCGGGAAGACGUACACCAUGCUUGGUGACAGCUCGGACCUAACUUCGGCUGCCGGGGAGGGAACGGCAGGCCUUAUCCCUCGCAUCUGCGUUGAGUUGUUUGAGAGAUGUGGGCUCUCGAACAGUCGGGAAGCGGACUGUCGGGGUGCUGCUGAGAACGCCUUCCGGAAGAAUGGUCAGGCAUCGAUUCAAGUCUCCUUUUGCGAGGUUCGGGAUCUCUUCGCCGAGGGAGGUAGCGGGCACGGUUUGAGGGUGCGUGAGCACCCCACGAAAGGAGCGUUCGUUGAGGGGCUCUCGGCGAGGCCGGUGGUGUGCUACCAGCAGGUGCAGCAGCUACUCGAGGACGGCAUGUCCGCCAGCUCUCGGAGUAGCAAGAUCUGCCUGGUCGACCUCGCCGGAUCCGAGAGGGCCAAUGCGACCGGGGCUAAGGGCGACAGGCUUCGAGAAGCGGCCAACAUCAACAAGAGCCUCUCAACACUGGGCGACGUCAUCAAAGCGCUGGCAAAGAAGGCGGAUUCCUGGCCGGGAAGUGGAGGUGGAGGAGCGAGCAGCAACAACAGCAGCAACAGCGAGAGUUUUAUUCCAUACCGGAACUCGAUGCUAACAUGGCUCCUCAAGGACAGCAUCGGAGGAAACUCGAAGACGGUCAUGCUCGCCGCGAUUUCCCCAGUGGCAGAGGCCUAUCAGGAGACCAUGAGCACCCUCAGGUACGUCGAGCGGGCAAAGGACAUCGUCAAUUCCAUCGCCAUAAACGAUGCCAACGCCAACCCGUUGGUUGGAAAACUGAGGGAGGAAGUCCGUGCGUUGCAGGAGCUGCUCGAGGUGAAGGAAGCGGGCAUCGCUGAGCACGUGGCGAAAGAGGCUAUGCUCACCGCGGCGCUCGAAAGAGCACGUGAGGGCGAUGACGACAAAGUGCUGCGAGCAUUGGCGGAGGCCGACGACCUCCAAGCCGCCCUCCAGGCCGAGAGGAGAGACAAAGAGAGCCUCGAAGCAGCGGCGGCGAAGCAGGCUAGGAGCCAGGAGCGGAAGCACGCGAGAGAACUCCAACAGCAGGCUGAUCGCCACACGGCAGACCUCGAGGCAAGCCAGAAGCAACACGAGGAGGAUAUGAGCAGGGCCCGAGAAGAAGCCGCGCAGAUGCUGGCGCGUGAGGUGGGUCUAGCCAAAGACCAAGCUGUCAAAGAACGGGAAAGCUUGCGAGCAGAGUGGGAGGAAGCGGCGGAAGCAGAACGCCUAGCAGUGGCGAAAUCUCACCAGGAGGAGAUGGCGGGGAUUUUAGAACAGCACAGGACCGAGAUCGAGAGACGGUCACAGGAGUCGGUCGAUGCUGCAGCCCAUGCCGCCGAAUCCGCUGCCACUGAACUGUCGGAGUUACGGGCGAUACAUGCGAUCGACGUUGCCCAGAGUUCUGCGGCGGCACAGGCACGGCAAGCCCAAGAAAUUCAGCGCCUGCGCGAAGAAUUCGACCGGGAGAAGGAGAGCAUGAAAGCAGCGACAAACGAAGCAAGACUCGCGGAGGAGACUGCACGGGACACGGAGAUACAGAAGAGAAUAGCCACAGCUACUGCUGCUGCGAACGAGGCUAGAGAAGCCGCCAUUCAGGAGUUGCGUGACCAGCACGACAGGUCUUUCGAAGCACUGAGUAAGGUACACGCCGUGGCCGUCAAGGCUGCGGUCGAAGAGGCAACGGAGCGGCUGCGCGUCGAGCACGAGAACGAAAUGGCUGCCGCACGAUCUGCCGCAGAGACCACCCUCAAAGAAUCAUGCCUGGAGGAGGCCAGGCUAUCGGAGAAGAAACACGCCGCCGACGCCGAAGCUGCGAUUUCGGCUCUCAGCCAACGUUAUGAAGCCGAGCUAGACGCGCUGAGGCUGGCCAGCGAGGCCGCCCUUGAGAAGGGCCAGCGCGAUGCCGAUGCUAAACUCGCAGCACGCGUACGAGAAGCCGCCGAGGAUGCGUCCGUGAUGCAGGCGGAAUCCGCGAGGACCCUCCAAGCCCUGAAAAACUCCCACAUCGAGGAGCUCGCCGCAGCGAACAGAGAGUACGACUCAAGGCUACAGCGAGCCGUCGACGAGGAGAGGUCCAAGGCCAAGGUGGAACAAGCGGACGCGACCGAGGCGCUCAGGGCUGAGGCGGAGGCGGCGAGAGCCGUUGCGGAGCAGAAGCACCGGGAGGAGACCCGUGUGGUGGAGGAACGACUCGGAGCGGAAAUCAAAGCCCUUGUCGAUGACAGUGAGCUCAGACAGAGGGAGGCCGUUGAGGCACUUAGGGCGGAGAAUGAGACCUCUGCGGCUGAGGCCAAAGCUAGACACGAAGGUGCUGUUGCGGCUGCCGAGGAACGCUGGCGAGAAGCCGCCGAAGCUGCAGCCGUGGCUGCAGAAAAGAAAAGGACAGCGGACGUCGAAGCCGCCGAACUUCGAGCCUCGGAGUCUUUCGCGAAGCUUCAAUCUCAAGCAGCAGCGACGCUUGCAGCUGAGCAAGAGAAACACCGAGAUGAGGUGCGCCGGAUAGAAAAGCAGCACGAGGUGGAUGUUGAGGCCAUCCAAGCCGUAGCAGAGGACAAGCGAGCGUCGGAUCUCGCAGCCGCUGAUAACUUGUUAUCCCGCUCUUUAUCCGACGCUCGGAACGAGCGGGCGGGCGCGAUAGCGGCGUUGGAUACCCAACAUAAAGAAGCGCUUGCUCUAUCCGAAGCAACGCACAACGAUAAGGUGGCCCGCUUGGUGGCUGAUGCAGAGGACAGGCUGUCCCUCUCCUUGAUCCAGGUUGAGAACGAACAUCGAGCAGCGAUGGAGAUUCUAGACGCACAACACAGAGAAGCAUUAGCCGUUCGUGAUGCGGCGCACAGGCAGGAGAUGGAUAGCUUAGCCGCUGACGCCGAGAGAAAGGCAGAAACAGCCGCGCACAAAGCAGAGGAAAACAUUGUUUCGGCGCUGGCCGCGAUUAAGUCGGAAACGGAGACGGCCACCGCAGCUCAAGACGCACGUCACCGAGACGAACUGCGCAAAGUUCAACAAGGGUUAGAAGCGGAAGCACUUCGAGCCGCCACCGUGGCUGAGAACCGGAGGGAGGCCGAUCUCGCCGCCCUGCGCCGAGAAGUCGCCCAGGCGGAAGACAAGACCAAAGAGGUGUCGGAAUUGGCGGAGCAGCGUAUCGCAGCCAUAAGCGAGAAGAUGGUUCAACUGAAGGAGGCGCACAAGGAAGAGCUCACCAGACUCGGCGAAGAGCACACCGCGGCGAUAGGCGAAGCGGGAAAACGUCACGCUGCAGAACUUUCCGGCGCUCAAAGUACUUACAAAACUUCCGCGGAGGCCAUCCGCGUAAAGAUGGCCGAAGAAAAGGCAGAGUUUGUUGCGAAGCACUUGCUCGAGAUGCGCAAGGUUAAACAAGUCGGUGUUGCCGAACUCCAGCGCGCUUCCCGAGAGGCCGAAGAGCGAAGCGCGGCGCAGCAGCUGAAGGCGGCCUCGGAGUUGGACGACGCCAAGGCGGCCCAUCUGCGCGACCUGCAGGCGGCGGCUGCGUCAGCAGAGGAGGCCAGAAAGGCAGAGUUCGAGGCAGCGCAGGGCACGCUCGCGUCGACGACGGCCGAGCUGAAGUCGGAAAUUGCCAGGCUCGAGGAGCAGCACCGAGACGAACUGCAGAGGAAAAUCGCCGAAGCGCGGGAGGCCGAGAGCAACGUCCACGCCAAGGGCCUCGCCGACGCCAUCGCGGAAGCGGACGUGGUCCACGAAAGGAAGCUCGAAGACUCCCUUCAAGCGGAACGGUCCUCUCACGCGGCGGCGCUCUCCGCCAUCAGCGAAGAGCGCGAGGCGGAGCGAGAAGCGGCGGCAACAGAAAUCAACAAUCUCCGCGAAACUCUCCAAUCGAAGCAUCAGCUUGCUGUCGACGCUCUCAAGGAGGCCCACCGCGUCGCAAUGGAGCGGUCGGAGGAGAGCAGCAAGAAGGUAGUCGAAGAGUUGAAAGUGAAGGUUGAAGCUGCGCAGACGGCCGCCGUGGACGCACAAGCUUCCGCCAACGAACUUGAGACCCGCGCGGAGGCGUUAGACGAGAUGCUCAAGGCUUCGGUGGGCUCCAACGAGCAGGAAUUGGCCGGGCACCGCAGUCGCGUGGCGCAGUUGCAGGGCUUCGUCGCUCGGCGAGAGGCGGCCGCAGCUUCCGCCUCCACGGCAGACAACGGCGACAGCAUCAACCUGUCUCCCGCCGCUUCCCGUUCCCUGCGGCAAAGAGUCUCUGACCUCCGCGCAUUGGCCGUCGGCGCCGGGGAGGCUGGUCUGAAAAUUGGCGGCCGAGAGACGGGACUCGCGGAAUUCGCGAGCACUGGAUUGGUGGAAGGGUUGACCAUGGAGAAGUACGCAGAGGAGUUGGAGGUCGUACUCGUACGCGCGACCGUGGAAGCGGCAACGGCAAGGCAGGACCACUUGGAAGCCGACUUGCAGUGCCAGGGAGUCACGAGGCAACUGGUGGGCCUCAAGCUGGUGCACGCGCAGCUUCGCGAAUGCCUUGAAGACACCCAAGUAAAGCUCGAGCAUAAGUCCCAGAGCGCGGCACGAAGGCUCCUGAACUCGGCUGCCCGACUAGCCUACGAGUUCGCCAAACCCGAUCGCUUUUCAUCGAGCCCUCCCCGGUCUCCAAAGUCCACCAAACCGAGAGCAAUGAACCGACAGAAUUCCGCGAGCCGGUCCCCGCGUUCCCGCGCCAGGGGCAUUGCUGGUCGGCGAAACAAAGCGCCGCAGCAAGAGGGGGAGGCCGUCUCGAACGAGCAGGUCGCGAUCGACUUCAGCGCUACCUUGUAA
This is a messenger RNA of Ectocarpus sp. CCAP 1310/34, 5139 nucleotides long. The record is from the annotation of a GenBank genome assembly. Lineage: Eukaryota; Phaeophyceae; Ectocarpales; Ectocarpaceae.